This is a messenger RNA of Nematostella vectensis (starlet sea anemone), 7482 nucleotides long. RefSeq names its product serine-rich adhesin for platelets. Gene Ontology annotation, molecular function: metalloendopeptidase activity. Gene Ontology annotation, biological process: extracellular matrix organization. Gene Ontology annotation, cellular component: extracellular matrix. The transcript is spliced from 15 exons. Lineage: Eukaryota; Metazoa; Cnidaria; Anthozoa; Actiniaria; Edwardsiidae. The record is from RefSeq and is a predicted model, not a curated record. The coding region runs from base 572 to 6865 and encodes 2097 amino acids.
GCAGAGGCGUCUGUGGGUAAAUCAGUACCAGCAGGAUUCUAAGUAAAUACCCAAUAAAUAGUUCGAAGUCGCAACAAACACUCUUUUACAUGCUAUUGGACUUAAUUCGACCACUGUGAUAAAUCGCGCUUGCUCAAAUCGUCCAUCGUUACAAUUUGAUUCAAGCCCACAAGUAUUUGGUACUACCAUGAUAAAGGCAAGAAACAUAAGCAUGACAAAAUCUUUUUGGAAGGAAGCUUUAUUUAAAGUAGAAAUGUAAGUUCAUUUAUGCGAUUAAAGCUUUUGUUUUGUUAUGCUAGUAAUGCACCAUGUCUAUGAAAGUGAAUAAAAGUGUGGUAAAUAACGGAUGCGAUAAAAUGGAGGAUGUUGUUAAGACGCCAAGGUAAUCAUCGAAUGCCUGGAACACAGAAGAGAAGGUGAUCAAAACCGCACAUGAAAACAAUGGAAAACACAAAUACUAAUUUCCAGAAGGACAGCGGUGUUUCGCGAAAAUAAAGGCCUGAUAUCGACUAAAACUCUUCCCAAGAUUUUACAAGAAUUGUACAAAGAGAGGCCUCUUAACAAUUGCAGGAUGUUGACUACGUUAGUAGCAGUUACAGCCCUUUCAAUCUGCGCCGCGCAGACCAGCACUAUAAGUACGAGCCCUGCUUCAAGUAUGCAGAUCACCUCGAUAAAUGUAUGGACCUCGAACACAAGUGCAUACAAUGCAAGUACCGAACAUUCGGCCAGUGGGAUACGGAGCUCACCUUCAAGUACGAAGGGUACUGAAGAGAAUGCUACAAUGAUAGCAAAUACAACACGAAAUUCGAUAGACGUGAAGCUAUCUUCAAGUUCGUACAACGCAGUUGGGGACGCAAAAGUGCUGUCGACUUUGAUCAGUAUUGUAACACUCGCUACGCCGAGUAUGAUUACGACAGCAAGCACGAGUAAUGCUUCCAGUGGAGAAUUCACGACAGCUCAAUCUGCGCAAAGUUUUGGGUUAAAUUCAACUACAAUGCAUAGGGCAAGCAACGCAAGCUCAACGAUAGUUAGUGAAACCUCUACAACAACUCUUUCUCCUUCUGGGAUCACCUCGGCCGCAAUUAACCGCACUGAUGUCAUGUCAGCGACAACCUCUACCGAGUCAACGACUUCAACACAUCAUACUACUACUAUCACAGGGAUGCCAACAUCGACCUUGGUAAGAACUGGAACGACUUCAGAAGCGAGCUCUAGUAGUAUUUUAAUGAGUUCAAAUAAUUCAGAGACCUCAGUGCUAACAACUAGCAGAAACCAAGAAAAGGACACGUCACACAUAACGGCCGUUUGGGGCAGCGUUCUUUAUUCAUUAACCACAGCAACGUCACCACAAUAUGAAUCAAGCACAAGUGGUUACUCAAGUAUUAGUAUCAUACAUCCCACAUGGAACACGACGGUCCUAUCGGGUACAAGUACUACUGACAACAGCAGAUUCAACCAACUCACAUCACCACUAGAACCUUUGAUUACAUUUCGGACCCAUGCGAAAACAAAACCAUCUAACACGACACUGGUAUCAGUGAUAACGUAUAAACUAAUAGCAUCACAACCACCUUUAUCAUCAUCAUCACCUCUACCAUCAGUGCCGUCGUCAUCUUCAUCAUCUGCCUCAGAACCAUCACCACCGACAGUAGCAGCAUCACCAUCGUCAGUAGCAACUUCACCAUCGUCAGUAGCAACAUCGUCACCGUCAGUAGCAACAUCACCACCGUCAGUAGCAACAUCACCACCUAGCAACAUCAUCACCACCGUCAGUAGCAACAUCAUCACCGUCAGUAGCAACAUCACCACCGUCAGUAGCAACAUCACCACCGUCAGUAGCAACAUCACCACCGUCAGUAGCAACAUCACCACCGUCAGUAGCAGUAUCGCCACCGUCAGUAGAAACAUCACCACCGUUAGUAGCAGUAUCGCCACCGUCAGUAGAAACAUCACCACCGUCAGUAGCAACAUCAUCACCGUCAGUAGCAACAUCAAUACCGUCAGUAGCAACAUCAUCACUGUCAGUAGUAACAUCACCACCAGUAGCAACAUCACCACCGUCAGAAGCAACAUCACCUUCAGUAGCAACAUCAUCAUCGUCAGAAGCAAUAUCACCGUCAGUAGCAACAUCACCACCGUCAGUAGCAGUAUCGUCACCGUCAGUAGAAACAUCAUCACCGUCAGUAGCAACAUCACAAUCGUCAUUACCAACUUCACCAUCGUCAGUAGAAACAUCACAACCGUCAGUAGCAACAUCAAUACCGUCAGUAGCAACAUCACCUUCAGUAGCAACAUCACCACCGUCAGUAGCAACAUCUUCACCGUCAAUAGAACAAUCAUCACCGUCAGUAGCAGCAUCACCAUCGUCAUUACCAACUUCACCAUCGUCAGUAGAAACAUCACAACCGUCAGUAGCAACAUCAAUACCGUCAGUAGCAACAUCAUCACAGUCAGUAGCAACAUUAUCACCGUCAGUAUCAACAUCACCACCGUCAGUAGAAGUAUUGUCACCGUCAGUAUCAACAUCACCAUCGUCAUUACCGACAUCACCGUCAGUAGCAACAUCACCACCGUCAGUAGCAACGUCACCACCGUCAGUAGCAACAUCACCACCGUCAUUACCAAGAUCACCACCGUCAGUAGCAGUAUCGUCACCGUCAGUAGCAACAUCACCUUCAGUACCAACAUCACCACCGUCAGUAGCAACAUCGCCACCGUCGGUAGAAACAUCAUCACCGUCAGUAGCAGUAUCGUCACCUCAGUAGCAACAUCACCACCGUCAGUAGCAACAUCACCACCGUCAGUAGCAACAUCAUCGACGUCAGUAGCAACAUCAUCACCGUCAGUGGCAGCACUAACACCGUCAGUAGCAACAUUAACACCGUCGCCAUUAUCAUCCCAAGCAUUGUCAUACCCACCACAAACCUCACAAUCGCCAUCCUCUUCAUCAUUUUCAGCAGUCUCAAUAAACACCAUAACAAUGACGGAAAUAGCAUUUUCACAAACGCUUUCUCCAUUAACUUUUCCAUCGUUAAUACCAUUGUCAUCAACAUCGCCAUCUUUAUUGUUUACAUUACCAACAGUACAAUUACCAUCAUUUGUCACAUUUUUAACAUUAUUAACAGUACAAAAAGAAUUACCAACACCAACAAUGUCUUUAUCACUCUCACUAUCAUCAUUUUCAUUAUCAUUAACAUCAUCAUCAUCAACACUAUUGUCAUCAUCAUCAUCAUCAUCGAUAGCAGUUUCAUUAUCAUCAUUAUUGCGAACAACACCAAAAGCAACCGAUUUAUCGACAAGAACUAUUUUAAAGCCUUCUAAAUUGUUAUCAACUUCACAAUUGAAAUCAGUUCAAAUAUUCUUGACUGCAACGGUUUUCCCUUCCAACAUGCUAAAAUACAACCAAACCCUGCUAGACUUAACAGCUCUGUCUAACCUAACACUAACUAAAUACCUUGUUAUAGAGAUAAUGACGUCUCAAACGGCGACGGUGCAUGCUACUGCAAGCACAGAUUCAUUACACGGUGUGAACAGCUCAGUGUUAAGCAAUACGACCCAACACAGUCUAAUCCGUUCCAGAGAGAACGAGGCCUCGUUUACCAACAAUGACACUACAGUGAUGGUGACGGCAAGGGCUACAAUGCUUGUGAAUGAGUCAGGCGGAAGUACAUCGAUCGCUAAACCUUCAGUGCCGCUAUCGACUGAUAUUUUAUCAUACAAACCGAUAAUGACAAGCUCUUCUAAUCAUUUCUCGUCUAUUUAUCGGAAUGAAACCACAAAUUAUAAUUCAUCUGAAAACCAAACGAAAAUGGCAAGCUCGGUGAUAAACAUUUUGCUAUCUGCUACCUUAACCACGGUGACCGCAGCGACAAUUACGUCGACCAAGACAACAGUUGCAAGCGCCUCAGGAUUGUUUGAAGUGGCAUCGAAUGUAACUUCCCAAACUGUAUUUCCCACGUCUAGUCCGACGAAACAGCUAGAUCCUUCAUUUAGCGGCAUUACUGGGAACAACACAUCUGAUCUGCAAACGUCCAAUAUAAUGUCUGCUCUGCUCUCUUCUGACUCAAGCAUGAAUCUUAUCAAAGCUAAUCCAAGCCUUGGAUCAUCUGCCUCAAUGACAGACAUAUCAGCUAAUAAACGCUCUUCGAUGCCAACUGGGAGCCCGAUUGUUUAUUCAUCGAUCCUUUAUUCAACACUCACAACUGAUGUUGUUUUCUCGACGACAGGUGCAUCUUCCGCGUUUAAGGUUUCAAACACGCCGGCUAUCGAACAACGGAAUUACACACAGUUGCUGGAGUCAGAUAGUUUGUUAAUGUCUUCUGAGCACGUACAAGUAAAUAGUAUCGCAAAUGAAACGGCUUCUUCAUUGUUAUCUUCUUCAAGAAAUUCCUUGAAGAUGACAACAACUUCUCCAAAAACCGCUAUUAUAACAAGUUCAGGCCUACUGUUCUCGUCAAUAAACGUGGAAUCAUAUAGUCCUGAACAAACAAGAUUUGCAGGAACAGUCUCUCCGUCAAGUGGUUCGACAAUUAGCAGCGUAUUACCAGAAUCCACACUGAACACACUGCCUUUGUUGCCUUCAUCAAUAACAUCUACUCUCACGCCUUACCAGAAUGUUACUCCAACCAUGUCGAUAGUUGUGAAACCGUCCAUACCCUCACCUGCAUCUGAUGAUAUGGCGUCAUUAGCUCAGUUGACAAGCAGUAUUAUCAACACAACAUUGUUUCCCUCAAGUCGUUGGAAUGUUAACUUAUCUUUAGAAUCUACAGUUUAUUUGAUAACUUUAAGCAAUGUUACUGAGAGCACUUUAUUCCGGGCACCAUCUACAAGCCAUUUGGAUAACGCUACGAUGUCUUGGAACCCAUACACCAUAAACCAGACACUUUCAUUAACAAAGCAAGUGAACAAUGCAACGGAACUCCGGAAACCAAGUACCGUAUACCGGACAUUUACUGCGUCGAGCCAUUUGGACAAUGCAACGGAACUCAUGACUACAAGUACCGUAUAUCGGACAUUUUCUAUGACAAGCCGUUUGGAAAAUGCAACAGAACUCCGGACAGCAAGUACCGUAUACCGGACAUUCUCUACGACAAGCCAUUUGGACAAUGCAACGGAACUCCUGACACCAAGUACCGUAUACCGGACAUUAUCUGCUACGAGCCAUUUGGACAAUGCAACGAAACUCCUGACACCAAGUGCCGUAUACCGGACAUUCUCUGUGAAUAGCCAUUUGGAUAACACAACGGAACUCCUGACUACAAGUACCAUAUAUCGGACAUUCUCUAUGAUGAGCCAUUUGGACAAUUCAACGGAACUCCGGACACCAAGUAUCGUAUACCGGACAUUUACUGCGUCGAGCCAUUUGGACAAUGCAACGGAACUCAUGACUACAAGUACCGUAUAUCGGACAUUUUCUAUGACAAGCCGUUUGGAAAAUGCAACAGAACUCCGGACAGCAAGUACCGUAUACCGGACAUUCUCUACGACAAGCCAUUUGGACAAUGCAACGGAACUCCUGACUACAAGUACCUUAUAUCGGUCAUUCUCUGUUUCAAGCCAUUUGGACAAUGCAAAGGAACUCCUAGAUACAAGUACUGUAUACCUAGCACCAUCCCCAACAAGUCAACUAAACAAUACAACGGUAUUUUUGACCGCAAGUACCUUUAACCCAACACCAUCUCUGACAAGUCAAUUAAACAACGCCAGUAUAUCCCUAGCAGUGUCGAUCGUUGAGCCAUCUUCAGACAAGCAGUCGCAUAUAAAGCCCAGUGUUACAAGGACAGUCUCGCCCUCGUCGUCGGCCAUAGAGCCUGAACCUCUUCGUGCUAUUGACGUAGAGCUGACAAUACUAAACGAGGAGUUCGAUGAGAGUUUACGGAACGAGAGCUCUACAGCGUUCAAGAACAUGUCCCAGAAAGUCAUCGAUGCUGUUGCCUUACCUCUGUCUUCGCUUGGAUACCAGACUAUUCAGAUCAACAGCUUCAGCCCUGGGAGCGUCAUAGUAAACUUCACUUUACUGACAAUAAGUAGCUCUAACGCAACAGUAGCAGAAAUCAAGGAGGCCAUAGAAAACAGUAAUGGGAUCAACUCACAAAGCUUCCAGUACAGCCGUGUGUUGGUAACAGAGAGAUGCACGGCGGGACUUUGCUUUCAUGGUGGUAGCUGCCUUUCAAACAAUACUGGUCCCUUCUGCAAAUGUAGAGCAGGAUUCACGGGAACAAGAUGUGAGACUGUAAAAGUUGAUGGGAACUACAGCGCGUGGUCCGAGUUCAGUCAGUGCAGUAAGUCUUGUGACGGCGGCAUCAAAACGCGCACUCGAACGUGUACCAAUCCCUCGCCCUCCGGAGGUGGCCGUGAGUGUCCUGGGCCGAACACCGAGGAAGUCAACUGCAACGAGGAUGUCACGUGUUCCGAGAUCUGGAUUGCGAUUGGUGUGUCUUGUGCGGUGGUCGUACUACUCGUCAUCAUUAUCUUAAUUCUUAUCUGUCUGCGAAGAAAACAAAAAGAGAGAUCAGCGUACAAGCAAGACUACAAACCGGACAAUACCACAGCUGUACCCAUCGAGCUGAUGGAAUACGCAAACCCGGACUAUCCAGGGCAGGUGGGCUCACCUGGUCACGUGAACCCAGAGUUCAUCACGGAAGACGAGACGGAAGAGGACGACAUCUACAAAGCCCAGCUACUGUUAUUCCUCAAACAGUCGCACCUUAUAAAACCCGGCAUGAAUAUCUCUUACGGAGAUAACAUUUCUGACACUUCAGACUACUCACGCCAGAGCUCGCGACGACACUCCUCGGCCAGCGGUGUAUCCAAUGAGGAUUCCGGACAGGUCGCCGACCAUGUUGAUGAGAUUCCAGAUAAUUAACACGAAGUCAAACCUGGAACGAGUAUCAAAUAUCUAUUUAUUGUAUACUUGUGCAAUAUAAUUGUAACAAAAUCUUAAAAGAGUAAAAAAUAUAAAAGGUUGUUCUCUUUUAAGCAGAAUGUUUGUUAAACAAAAAAAAAAAAUAAUAAUUACAAUUUUAGGUGGUAAAUCAAAAUAGGUGAUGAUAAUAAAAUGAUUGUAAAGAUGUUAGAUCCGAGGGCACAAUCCCCGAAAACUUUAAUGUUUUAGGCACGGGAAUGCCAAAAUGUUGGGUUGUGUUAACCUUCUUCAGCACAAAAUUAGACCGAAAUUAUACCGCUAGAUUUUGUCACUUGUUGGACAAGGAGAAGCUUGAAGGUGAAGCUACAUUUUUAAUACCAAGCGAAAGGUUCUGUCGGAGGAAAUUAUAAAGGCUAAAUUAUAAUUUUGUUAUUCUAAAUGUGCGUUUCUGUUAUUAAAAAUGUAAAGGAAACAAAGAGUUAAAGCAGUCUAGAAUAAGAAGCCAUAAAUUGUCUCUAUAGCAUCCCCUUUUUUGUAUGAGUUUGUAUGCAAAAGAAUUGUUGAGGAAUAUUGAUUUAUGUGAAAGAAAAAUAGAAAUAAAAUGAAAUUGCCGACUG